GAGCAGACAUUUCAUAAUCUAAUGUCACUCCGAUGUUUCGAUUAAAACUAAAGCUCGAUGAAAUUACAGUAAAAUGAUUUUGGUUUUUUCACUUCGCGACAUAGUUUAGAAGAGUGAAGUCGAUCGCGUAAUUUUUUGGACAACGUUUUUUUUCUCCACGUAGCGUUUUGCAAGCGCGAGUCUCGUUUUGUCAUAAUUGACCUGAUUUUCAUCGAUAAAAAUUUUAAUCGCUCUAUGAAGUGCGAUGAAGAUCCUCGACGACAUCGACAACGUUACCGUUACGGCGGCGAUAUGUGUCGGGGUGUUGAUCAGCCUGUUAAUUUUUCAUCUGAAACGAUUGCAGAUGUAUAAACAUGCCGCGAAAUUUGACGGGCCCUCGUGUGUACCGUUUGUGGGGAACGCUUUGCUUUUCUUUGGAAGUACUACGGCGAUACUCAAGAAAAUGGUAGAGAUUAUAAAUAUGCACACUUCCUCAAUGCUGCGACUCUGGCUCGGACCAGAAUUGAUCAUUGUCACCCAAGAUCCUGAGGGAAUAAAGCAAGUAUUAACAGACGCUAAGGUUAUCGACAAAUCAAAGCCAUUCGAUUUUGUCAAACCUUGUUUGGGGAAUGGUUUAGUUACCGCUACUGGGGAAGUGUGGCGCUUACAUCGAAGACUACUCGGACCGCUUUUUAAUACCAAGAUUAUUGAGUCGAAUGUAGAUAAAUUCGCUGCUCAUUCAAAAAUAUUGGUAGAAAAUAUGGAAAAGGAAGUGGACGGAAGCGAAUUCCAAAUAGAUGACUAUGUGGCAAAAUGGGCGAUGGAUAUUAUUUGCGAAUCAGCUUUCGGUUCAUCCCUGAUCGAAUUGGGCGAUCCCGAAAGAAGAUUAGUGAAAUCGAUUCACAGCCUUGCCGAAAUUGGAUAUAAGAGAUUGUUUAAACCUUGGUUGUAUUGGGGUGCGAUAUUCAAUCGGUCUUCACUUGGCAAAGAAUUUGAAGAACAUAGAAAAUUUGCACACGGUAUCAUUACCAAGGCUAUAGAAAAAAGAAAAGGAGUUCUUCUUGAAAAAAUGCGUCUUAAUGCCGAAGAAACCCCGGAAAAAGACACGAGCAGCCAAGAGUUCGGGAGAGAGAGUAUUAUGGAUUAUCUGAUUGAUGUUUCAUUCAAAAACGACAAAUAUUCGCAAACAGACAUACGGAAUGAACUGCUAACAAUGAUUGUAGCCGGAAACGAAUCUACGGGUUUUACGGUAUCCAACGCACUUUUCUUAAUGGCAAAUUUUCCAAGUGUUCAGGAAAAAGUUUAUCGAGAAAUAGUCGAAAUCUUUGGAAGCGAUGACCUCAACGAACGCGAGAUCAAGACCGGAGACUUGUCACGACUGGAGUAUUUGGAACGUGUUAUCAAGGAGACGUUGCGUCUUUUCCCUCCCUUGCCUUUCAACGCUCGUUUGAUAACCGAAAAUUUAGAAAUAGGGGGAAAAAUUUUGCCAAAGGGGUGUAUUUGGGCCGUGGUUACUUUUGAACUCCAUAGAAAUGCCAAGUACUGGAAAAAUCCAUUGGAAUUCGACCCAGACAGAUUUCUUCCCGAUGAAGUGGCAAAACGUCAUUCUCAUUGUUGGAUACCGUUCAGUGUCGGGCCGCGGUAUUGCAUAGGUAUAAGAUACGCUAUGAUAAAAAUGAAGAUGGUUCUGGUAACGAUUCUACACAGAUACAUCGUCAAGAGGGAUAAAUUUUUGCCGAUCAGUGAGAUCGAUAUAAAAGCAGAUUUUAUUGCCAAGACCGCUGUUCCACUGAAAUUGCGGAUAGAGAGACGCGUUCCGCAAGCUUCGAACCGUUGAACGUCAAUCUUCGAACUUAAAUCUGUAGUAAAACAUGAAAUUAUCUGUCAAGUUCGGACUGACAUUUCAUCUUGUCAAUCAAAAAUAAAAGGAACAUUAUUAUUAUAA
This is a messenger RNA of Athalia rosae (coleseed sawfly), 1924 nucleotides long. Its product is annotated as cytochrome P450 4C1-like. Gene Ontology annotation, molecular function: iron ion binding; oxidoreductase activity, acting on paired donors, with incorporation or reduction of molecular oxygen; monooxygenase activity. The record is from RefSeq and is a predicted model, not a curated record. The coding region runs from base 245 to 1816 and encodes 523 amino acids. The transcript has 12 exons. NCBI's taxonomy places the organism in Eukaryota, Metazoa, Arthropoda, Insecta, Hymenoptera, Athaliidae.